AUGCCACUGUAUGCAUCAAAAUAUAUCAACCGUUGCCAUCGUCAACCAGGUCCCUUCAAGUCUCCAUCAUCAGUGUCUAAUAGCCAGCCAUCCACCAUGUCUUCAGGCAAGCUCGGCCUCAGCAGUACGGGCAGCAAGCGCAGCCUCCAACCUCCAUCUCCGUCGCCCUCGAACGCGUCGAAUGCAUCACACGGCACGCCCUCGUCGAAGCGUCAGAAACGUGAGGCAGAGGCAGGCAAGAGCAGCAUCCGCAAUCUCGCCGCAAUAAACCCCACGCCGGCUGCGGCUGCCGCAGCCAACGUCAACUUUGGCGAUGACAUCGGUACCCAGAUCUCCUUCGCAGUGACGUUCUUGAAGAACAAGGGUGCGCCCAAGACGUUGCAAGAAGUUCUGGAACACCUGUCUAUGCAGCACACGGCCGAAGCGCAACAGAAGCGAAUCGCCUUGCGCAUGCGUAACCAUCCCCAGAUCAGCUUCAUUGCCGAGCCGAAGAAGAAGGGAGGCGACGGUGAUAAGGAGAAGGCGCAGCCGUCAUGGCGAACGGGCAGGUACGAACACGUUGCCAAGAUCCCAGGAGUAAAAUCCAAGGCGACGCUGCUCGAGUACCUGCAGCGCAAGACGGACGCAAGCAAGCUGGAAGUAAAGGAUCUGAAGGACGGCUGGCCCGACUGCGACAAGGCGAUUGACGAACUUGAGGCGGAGCACAAGCUGCUGGUGGUGCGGACUAAAAAAGAUGGCCACGCCAAGUUUGUAUGGAUCGACAGUCCGGAACUGUUCCACCCCGUCGAUGCCGAGUUCCGCAACAUGUGGCUGAAGGCCGAGCUGCCGUCGCUGGACGACAUUGUGCGCAAGCUUAAGGCGGCGGGGCAGAAGCCCGCCAGCGACGACCCCCGGCUCAAGGUUAAGGAGACGGCCAAGUCGAAGCAGAAGAAGCGCAAGACCAAUUUGAAGAAGGCCAACUUCACCAAUACGCACAUGUUGGGCAUGCUUCAAGACUACAGUCAUCUGCGACGGUGA
This is a messenger RNA of Pseudomassariella vexata, 1017 nucleotides long. RefSeq lists its product as uncharacterized. Lineage: Eukaryota; Fungi; Ascomycota; Sordariomycetes; Amphisphaeriales; Pseudomassariaceae. The record is from RefSeq and is a predicted model, not a curated record. Gene Ontology annotation, cellular component: transcription factor TFIIE complex. Bases 1 to 1017 code for a protein of 338 amino acids. The transcript is spliced from 2 exons. Gene Ontology annotation, biological process: transcription initiation at RNA polymerase II promoter.